AAGGUUGUAACCAUGGAAACGUCCCCUGAUUCCAGACUGGUUCUGGUAGUUCUCCGGUUUGUCCUGAGGGGGCGCUGCUGCUGCUGCUGCGGAGCGUUAAUCCGAUGAGAGAAGAAGAAGCAUCUGAAGCUCCGACAGAAGGAGAAGCGGAGAAACAAAGGAGGGAAUCUUUGCUCCUGGGGGAUAAUCUGGCCGCCAUGUUGUUUGUUUUGAUUCGCAGCCUGUAGCCCCCCCUCCUCCUCCUCCUCCUCCAGCUGCUGUCUUGUUCUCCUUCUUGUUUCUCCUUCUGGUUUCUCCUCCUGCAGACAUGGAGAGCCUCUAUAAGCGCAAAAUGUUCGCCUCCAUGAGGAGAACCAAGGCGGCCGCCUCCAAGAAGCGGCAGAUCGGCCUCCCCGCCUCCAUCCUGGACGACAGCGAUGAAGGCUCCUUCUCCUCCUCCUCCUCCUCCUCCGGCUCCCAGUCGGACUUCCGGAGCUCCGCGGAGGAGGACCGGGACUGGAGCCAGUCCGGGGGGGGGAGCUCCAGCGACGACAGCCGCUCGGUGAGCCGCAGGAAGCGCUCCUUCCUGGGAGGAGGCGACAGCUCCUCUUCCUCCAGCCCCGAGGAGGAGAAGAAGGAGGAGCAGGAGGGAAGGAGCCAGCCGAAGACGAAGGCCCCUCCGAGGAAGAGGAGCAGGCUGCAGCGGCAGGAGGAGUCCGACUCCGAGCAGACAGAGGAGAAGAAGAAGGAGGAGGAGGAGAAGGAGAAGAAGAGGAAGAGGCACAACAAGCUCCUGGAGCUUUCCCAGAGGAUGAAGGCCCGGGGCCCCGCCAGGAGGAGGAGCAGGCCCCCGCAGGGUUCUGAUGAAGAUGAAGGGUCCAAAGAGGACGGAACCAGAGGAAGCCGCGGGGCGGGGGAGGAGGACCAGUAGAACCGGUCCGGUCUGUAGAACCUGAGACCCAAACUGUUUGGUUCCUUCUGACUAAUGAUGCUUCAGGGUUGCCAUAGCAACGAACCCAGAGAGCCGGUUCUGGACCGGUCCGGACUCCUGCUGAUGAAGGAAGAGCCUCCAGUCCGUUUUCAGGAGCCAAGCCGAACAGAACCGACCCGGUUUGGAGGCGGAGUUCUUCUCUGUGGGCGGAGCUUCUUCAGCGAUACCGGACUCCAUUUCCCACAAUGCUUUCUGCUGCCGAGACGAACGGAUCAGGACUCCAGAACUUUGUGCGUUCUGCAGCAUUGACCCGUUUACGCAGCCCUGGAAUCUGGUUCUGUUGGUUCUGGCCCGGUUCAUCUGAACCACAUCUGGACCCAGAGGAGAACUCCUUUGUUCCUGAAUGAGCCGGACCACCUGGUUCUUUCUGGACCGGUUCUGACCCGGUUACAGUUAACACCCAGGUUCUGGUGAAAGAACAAUCCUGGGUCCAAACAGCAGAGUUCUGUAGAACAACCCAGAAAAGGGGGGGGGAGUGGGGUCUGGUUCUACCAGCUGUUCUGUUGCCAUGGCAGCGCUCCUGUUGCCAUGGCAGCUCCUGUUCAUAUAAUCCAAACAUGUUGAAUAAAUGGCUUCCUGUGUGCUGCUGCGUUUGUGGAAAAUGGGACAAAGCGCUUCCAUCCUUCCUGCUUCAGUUCAUCUAUUUAGCUGGAAGCUGAAGCUUCGGCCUCAUCAAUAAAAAGUAUUCACACCCCUGCUUGUGUUUUUAGGUCCUGAUUUAAACAACCUGUUCAGAAUGAAAAGCAGCUUUUAGAAGGUUCACUUCAUUAGGAGGGAAAAACUAAAGCUCCCUGGAUCUAGGUCAGCUAGAACUGGACCUCCCGUACCAUGAUGACGCCGCCGCUGCAGAACACCAGCGGGUUCUAGAAGCACCAGCAACAGGAUCUGCUGAGUAGCUCAGACUGACCCCUCAUGGAGCGCUAAGGAGGGCUGAGGGCGCAUUCAGAGGGUCUAAGCUCUAGUGGAUAAAAAAGUAGUGCACUCAAAAUCCCCCACAAUGCACCUCGAAAAGUAGAGUGCAUCAGAUUUACCAGAAUGCU
Molecule: messenger RNA, 2010 nt
Organism: Cyprinodon variegatus (sheepshead minnow)
Lineage: Eukaryota; Metazoa; Chordata; Actinopteri; Cyprinodontiformes; Cyprinodontidae
Gene: ccdc82
Product: pre-mRNA-splicing factor CWC22 homolog
Exons: 2
Coding region: 308-910 (200 amino acids)
Source: RefSeq, a predicted model, not a curated record